UCUCGACUUCUCGUCAACUCGUCAUUCUUAGCUUCACUAUCACAACUAAAGCAUCAAAUAUGGCGGAAGUAUCUUUAGGUGAACAAGAUUCACCUAAUACUAUUAGCGAUAUUAGUGAAAAGGUGGAUAAAUUGGAAUUAGAUUCCAUUGUGAAGGAAGUUGCAUCUACUAUGGAAGAAGAGUCUUCAAUUCAACCAGUCCAAGAAGACUCCAAGGAGUCUUCAGCUCCAUUGGAGACAACAGCUGAUGAUUCUGAAUACGAAGAGGCCGAUGAUGAUGAUGGAGAAACGAAGCCAGUCUCCAAGCUGCGAUCAAAAGAUUCCGACGACGAAAGUGUCGAUUCCAAGGACGCUGAAGGAAAAUCUUCAGCAAGUGACGUAGAGGAUGCUGAUGAACGUUCAAAAGGAGACGGCGAAGAAAAGGAGGAAGAAAAAGAGAAAAAAUUGGACGACGAUGAGGAUCGAAGGAACCCUCAGUAUAUUCCAAAAAAGGGUGCUUUCUAUGAGCACGACGACCGUACUACUGUUGAGAGUGAGGCAAACGACACGAAGGAACCUGGGGUUGACGUGGAAGCUGACGUCAUUGCGAACAGGAAUAACGCAAAUGAUGUUCCUAACAGACCAAUCCGUCCAAAAAAGGUUUGGACUGACAGCACAGGUGAUAUGUGGUCACAUGAUCUGUAUGUUGAAGAGGAACAGUCCCCGAAGAGUCAACGAGAAUUAAUUAAUACUUACGGAUAUGACAUCAGAAACGAAGAAUCGCCACCAAAAGCUAGACGUAGGAGACGAUACGGACGAGGCCCGAAAUCGUAUACAAGAAAGUGGGAUGACGAGCCCGCAUAUAAAUCGAAUAAUGCAGGCAACACUUCCCGAUCCGGCGGCAGUCGACGAUCGUUUGUGAACAAACCUUCAGAAUUUCCGGAAAUUAGUCCCAAUAAAAAUCGAGAACAGAAAAAUGAGGAGACACCGCAGAAGGAUGUGGACAGUUCCAGAGGCCGACGUGAAGCCUCCAAGCCAAAGAUAGAAGAUAUUAAAACUAAUUCUAAUCAAAACUCUGUGAUAAAAAGAAGAGAAACGAAUCGACAGCGUAGCAGAAGUCGCCCUAAAACUGAAACGAAUAAACCUGUAGAAUCUAGUAGACAAAGUACCAACUCCAUCGUGCAAAAUAAUAAACCGGAUGAUGCUCAAAAGCGAGGAGGAAGGGGACAUUUCUCUGGUUAUGGACCGCUACCGUGUCUGGAAUUCACCCCUUCGCGAGGCAGGGGUCGAACUUUACCAGACUCCAAAUUAGAAGAUUAUGCUUAUGGUCCCUGUUAUAAGCCACUCCCGAACUCACAACAAUUUUCUAAAGAGGAAUUAGACGUGUUUCCUCUGAUAUCGCAAAGCAAUCCUCCGAUUGCCACCAAUGACGAGAUCGAUUUACAUAGCAAUACGAAUGAAAAAAGACCCACUGAACCGGUAAACCGCUCCAAGCGGUAUUCCGCACAAAGGCAGCGAUCGCUGCCGGAGACCAACAUGACGUACAGUCCUCCGGUCCCUCCUCCUACGGCCCCAGCUUUCUUCCAGCCGGACCCCCACCUGGGUAAAUCACUUACUAUCGAUGAACUAUUCACGCACUUCAUCAAGAUCGUACCACCUCAGAAAAAUGUGAGUGUUCAAGUAGACAAGGCAGUUGCGGAACCAAGUAAGAACACAGAUGAAGAUGCAAUUGGCCAAGAAUUAACCGCUCCAAGUAAUGUGAGCGAUCUAGUAGAUGAACAGGCAGUUGAACAUCCAAAUGUGAACACAGAUAAUGGUGUUGAAGUAAGCGCUCAAGGUAAUGUGAGCGAUAAAGUAGUUGAGGCAGUUGAACAACCAACUGUGAACACAGAUGAUGGUGUUGAAGUAAGCACCAAAAGUAAUGUGAUCAAUCACAUUACUGAACAACCAAGUAUGUCUGGAAAAGUGACUCUUGAAGAUGAAACCGACAGAAAAAAAGUCGCUAUCGAAGCGCGUGUUAACAAAUCGGUGUCUUUCACCUUCAAAAUUUUUUCAUCAGGCAGUAGAACUACUUUCACCUUGGUUAAUGAUAAUAUAACUCAUGACAAUAAUGGACCUAUAAUAACUGAUUUGCCUUCCGUAGAACCAUCUACCAAUAUAAACGAAGUAGGGUUGUCAACAGCAACAGGACAACCAUCUACCAGUGAGGUAAAAUCUCCUAUUAAAAUGUAUGAAAGGAACGAAGCAGGGUUGCCGUUGGAAGGACAACCAUCAUCCAGUGUGAUGAAUACUGCUGAGAUGAACCUGGAUGGAGCAGUGUUACCAUCCGAAGAACAAUCAGCGACCAAUGUGGUCAAUGACAUGAACGAGGCAUCAGGAGCGUUGCCGCUUGUGGAAGUUCAAGAUUCUACUGAUUCUUUUGCCAAACUUAUGAAACCCUUCGAAGCAAUUGCUGACGCCGUUCAGCAAAACUACCAUAGAUCUGAUCCAAAUGCAUUCUCAAUCCAUAUGCAGCCAGUAACAAAUGAUUUUCAAGAACCAUCUCAGUCCGAUUCAAACGCUAGCUCCGCCGGAACACCGUCGCCCGUGUAUUUUAUCAAGAAAGUAGGUGAACAUCAUCCGGAUGGAAGUUACACGGCCGAAGUCCUUGGUUCAGGGGGCUCAUUUAUAUUGAGUACCCAAUCAUCAAAUGCCUAUGAAAUUAUGGACGUUCCAUUCGUGGAUAACAAUGGCAGACCUCAAUCAUGCAUACUUCCAGUUAUACCUAACAUGGCAAGAAUCAGCUCAUUUUCAAGGAAUAAUCAUCCAACUGCCACAGGACCUCCUGCCGUACAUGAAAAUCUCGCCGUACCGGACUAUCCACCUCCGCAACCGCCUCCCAUGCCGAUGGUGGCAUUCGCGCCUCCACCUUUUGCACCGCCUCCGCCUGCGCAGCCCGCCUAUGCUGCUGCCUAUCCGAUGCCGACUGUGAUCCGGACACCUCAACUUCCGCCUCCACAAUUGGCGCCGCCCCAAAUGCAGCCGCCUCAAAUGCCGCCGCCCCAAAUGCAGCCACCUCAAAUGCCGCCCCAAAUGCAGCCGCCUCAAAUGCCGCCCCAAAUGCAGCCCCAAAUGGCGCCUCCUCAACUGCCGCCGCCGCAUCCUCAGCCGGUCCAGCAGGUCCAAGAGGUGUACCAAGGGCAAAACGGCAUUACCUAUUACAGCCCUCAGUCGCAAGCGGCAAUACCGCGGCAGACGCCGUCGCGUCGUAAAAAGGUGGCUAUUCCUAUUUUGCCGCCUCCGGAGGCAGCAGAUAUGAGUCUGCCUCCUCACCCACUAGGUCACCCGGAGCAGGCUGAUGCCCAACCUUAAUACAUCUUUGGUUUAUAAUAUUUUCCAGUAUUUAUGUUUAUUCAUUAAUAUAUUAUAUUAAUGACGACCAGUAAAAUUUUUAUAUUUUGUGAUAAUAUCCAGUUGCUCUGAACAUUUACAAAGCCAUACUUAACCUAGGUCAGCUGGUCAACAAAGAACACUGUUUAUAAUAAAACGUAUUAUUAGGCUCUCAUAUUUGAGCCAUUACACUAGUAUAUAUUAUCAAGUAACGACUAAGAGUUCUUUAUUAGAGUAAAAAAUGUUUAUACAAUUACAUACUGAAAAUUAUUUUAUAAGAAAAUGUACAGCCUCCAAUAUUUAGGCUGUAUAUAUUACACUACUAGUAUAUAUUAUCAAGUAACGACUAAGAGUUCUUUAUUAGAGUAAAAAAUGUUUAAAAAAUAUUUGAGACAUUACAUUUAGUAAAAUUUUUAUAUUUUGUGAUAAUUUCCAGUUGCUAUGAACAUUUACAAAGCCAUACUUAACCUAGGUCAGCUGGUCAACAAAGAACACUGUUUAUAAUUAAACGUAUCAUUAGGCUCUCAUAUUUGAGCCAUUACACUAGUAUAUAUUAUCAAGUAACGACUAAGAGUUCUUUAUUAGGGUAAAAAAUGUUUAUACAAUUACAUACUGAAAAUUAUUUUAUAAGAAAAUGUACAGCCUCCAAUAUUUAGGCUAGUCAUUAAUACACUAAGUUGUAAAUAUGUAAAACUUAGGUGUCCCAAAUGUAAAAAACAUUGUAAAAAUGUAAUCAAGUAUAAAAAAGUGUUGAGUUUGAGAAGAAUUGUUUGUUACAUAUAUUAUACGUAUUUUAUGUAAUUAUAAGAUCUUGGCUGAUUUGAAAUAUUAGAGAAUAUUAGUAGAUUUUUUAUAGAGACAUUUUGUCGUGCUACCAAAUAGGUUUAAUACAACAAAUAUUUAACUUUAAAUACUUUAAUUAAGAUACUUAACCUUCCGGGACGCGCGCCUAUUGUUGUAACAUGAGGACGCGCGCGUUGUACUUUAUAUAACACUUGGUUCCUUCAUUAAAAUAGCUACUAUAUCAAUUUAUAUGUGCAACUUUUACCAUUAUUUUCAUUACAAGACUAUUUUUGAAUGUUAGUAUGAUAUUUUUAUUAUGUUUUGGAUUUUUAAUAUUAGAGGGAACUAAAAAAAUGAUGGUUAUGAAAGAAAACUUUUAAUACACAUAGUAAAAACUCCGUACAGAAACAUACCUCUCAUUCAAUGUUUCACGUUCUUUUCUAUUUCUCAAUUUUUGUUUGUUCAGGCCACUUCAGUUCUAUUCGAUUGUAAACAAUCUCGCUCUCUUUUCAAUUGAGGUGCUAAAGAUACAAUAUGCUGGUUAGUGCAAUAUGAAAUCUCAUCAUACAUAUCAAGGCUGAUAACUGAUAAAAAUGCUUCAACUUCAUCUUUUGCAUUCUUAGCCACCUUCUUUGUACCAGGGAGAAUUUUUAUAAUAUUUUUAUUCUUAGUCUUGCUGGUUGUUGCUACUUCAGACGUACACCAGAUUGUUUCACCAUCCUUUCCAAGAAUAAACUCAAUAUCGUCAUAUUCGGGAGAAUUUUCAUCAACGAAAUUACUGGUUUCUAAUUCACUUCCAUUGUCACCUUCUACUUCACUAUCAUCCGAAAAUUCGUUGUAUUCUAUCACUUCCCCACUGUCAUCUGAAAAGUCAAUGUUUUGCUCAUCUUCUGAACUACUUUCAUUGAGGAGUCGGUCUAUUCCACUUGUUCUUAGAACAUCUGACAUCACGAAAAUUGUCAAAACUGUUUAUAAUUAACAAAAUUAAUAAUAACUCAUCUGAAACUAACGGUAAAAUCACACUCACUUUCGAAAAAUGGACUACUAGACUUCAAACUUUACAGUAAGCUAGGACGCGCGCGAUGUAAAAAGUACAACAUUUCUGACACCGGUCUCUUCAACACUGAAUAGGGUAUGACCAGUGAUUGAUAGUAAUGCAAUAUUUUGUCUAUGGGCGGAGCUAGAUGUCGCGGAGGAAUACUUAAAGGUUACCAACCUCGCGGAUGUGAAUUUCUCAAUUAAAACAUUUUAAAUUUCAAUUUUACAGAAAAAUUUCAAGAGAACUAAAAACACUUCUACAAGCCAGCAACCAUUUUUUUAUGAGAGAAACGUCUGAGAGAAUAAGCAUACCUAGUAACCUAGAAUAAGCACCAGUGAUUAAUAAAGAUUAAAGAAUGCAAGUUUCAUUUAUCAAGUAAAAUUUAUUAUUAAAGUUUAAAGGUUCAUUUAUAUUCAACUCAAUAAAACUUUAUUUUUCAAA
Molecule: messenger RNA, 5610 nt
Organism: Nilaparvata lugens (brown planthopper)
Lineage: Eukaryota; Metazoa; Arthropoda; Insecta; Hemiptera; Delphacidae
Gene: btz
Product: protein CASC3
Exons: 12
Coding region: 60-3329 (1089 amino acids)
Biological process (GO): mRNA processing
Cellular component (GO): exon-exon junction complex
Molecular function (GO): mRNA binding
Source: RefSeq, a predicted model, not a curated record